AUGUUCAGAAGAGAGCUCAACCUCAAUGAAACACUGGAACCUGAGAUUGAAGCUCCAAAUGUCUAUGCCAGAAAAGGUAAACAGAAAGCAAAGCGCCAUGCCCAAGAUCAAUUGAAACAAAAAUGGGAAGAUAAACCAGUGCAUGGGCAAUACCCAAAAAUAGUAAUGGAGACUUGAAGAUGUGGACUAUCAAAUGACCAACCAAUGGCUUAAGAGAGCUGGGCGCAAGUCCGAAACAGAGGGCUUUAUCAUUAAUGCCCACGAUCAGGCCGUCAAGAGCAACUACUAUAGUAGCAAUUGCAAGAUCCUAAAAGAUGGUACAGAUCAGACCCAAUGUGCAGAAUUUGUGGUCAAUUUCAGGAAACUAUUGACCAUAUUGUGGCAGGGUGCCCUGAGCUGGCCAAAACUGAAUACCUACACAGACGCAAUAAAGCCACAACGUUCACUGGAACUUACAUACAUACAUACAUACAUACAUACAUACUUUAUUGUUACCUACCCAAAGGGGCUUUUCAAGAACAAAGAGAUGAAUAUAGACACAAACCAGAAAUGGUACGAACAUGAGCCCCAAACCGUAACAGCAAAAGACAACAUUACAAUCUUGUGGGAUAUGCCAAUACACACAUAUCGUGAGAUAAAGGCCAACAGACCAGACAUUGUAAUCAAGAACAAACAAGAAAAAAACUGCCUGCUCAUUGAUGUGUCCAUUAAGUUAAAGUAA
This is a messenger RNA of Porites evermanni, 721 nucleotides long. NCBI's taxonomy places the organism in Eukaryota, Metazoa, Cnidaria, Anthozoa, Scleractinia, Poritidae. The record is from the annotation of a GenBank genome assembly.